This is a messenger RNA of Insectozyma verbasci, 807 nucleotides long. The record is from the annotation of a GenBank genome assembly. Lineage: Eukaryota; Fungi; Ascomycota; Pichiomycetes; Serinales; Debaryomycetaceae.
AUGAUUUCAACUGGUGCUAUAUUUGGUAUUGUAAUUGCAACAUUCGUUGUUGUUUUAUUAAUCAUAUUCUUUAUUGGCUAUUUAGUAAGCCCAUAUUAUGAAUAUUUAUUCAUUCCAUCAAAAAGAAAUCAUUUAGAAUUUAAAAUUAAACAUUUUAUUGAAUCAGAUUUAGAGUCUCAAUCUAAUAAUGAUACCACGAUAGCUUUGAAUAGUUACCCAUUAGAUUCAUCAACACCAGUUAAGAAAAAUGUAAUCAGUGAAGCUGAUCUAAUAUCUGAUUUUAACAGUCUUUUGGAAAAUUUCGAAAAGAUAAGUGAUCAAUUAAGUAAACAAAGUAGUUCAUUUUCACAUACGGUAAUAUUACAAGCCUUAUCUGCUCAAGAGAAUAUUAAAAGGGUAUCUGAUCCAUAUUCAUCUAAUUAUAUUUCAAUUGGUGAGAUUGUCGUUGUUGUUAAACCUUAUUUGGAUUUACAAACUGGUGAUUAUUUACGAAUUGUUAAAUUUUUUAUUAAUGAAAAUAAAGAAGAAGCAGAUGAAUUAAAACAAAUGAACUUGAGUAAAUCGGAUAUGAACAUUGCAAAAACUGGAAGUGAUUCCGAUUAUUCUAUGAGUACUAUUGAUAAAGAGAAUGUUUUACAUUGUUCUAUUUGGUGUAAAGGUAUUAUAUUAAGUAAUUAUAUGGAAGAUUCAAAUGGUUUGAUAUUAAGACAUAAGGAUGAAAAUGAAGAUGUUGAAUUGAUGAAAUGUUUUCCUUUGGAUGUUGUUUCUUUAGAAACAACAAUUUUGAAAAAUUACCAAAAUGAAUAA